This is a messenger RNA of Diospyros lotus (date-plum), 4304 nucleotides long. Its product is annotated as E3 ubiquitin-protein ligase BRE1-like 2. Bases 2281 to 4116 code for a protein of 611 amino acids. The record is from RefSeq and is a predicted model, not a curated record. NCBI's taxonomy places the organism in Eukaryota, Viridiplantae, Streptophyta, Magnoliopsida, Ericales, Ebenaceae. Gene Ontology annotation, molecular function: ubiquitin protein ligase activity; metal ion binding. Gene Ontology annotation, cellular component: nucleus; HULC complex. The transcript is spliced from 16 exons.
CACAUCGCAACUUUACCAAUAAGUGUAGAAUGUAGAUUAUUCAAAUUAUGUAAAAAUAGACCAAAGUAGGAUUUAUUGGGUGGUUCUAUAGGAGAUGCCUACAAGUAGAAAUGUUGCUUUUACUUUUCGUGGAUUAUUCAUUCACUGACUCGAUUAUUUUAUUUAUAUCUAUUUAUUUUGGUUGGGGGUGGACCAUUGAAUCUGUGGUGCAAAUUUGUGGUAGACUAGAAUUAGUUAUAGUAAUGAGAUUGAUGUGGAGAUUUUCUAGGUCUUUAAUCAUUCAAUACCUAGGAUUUAUAUUCUUGUGCCAAUCCUAUGAAUCUGCUUAUUAAGUUCUGUCCGUGCUUCAAAUUCAUGCAUCAGAAACAUUUGCCCAUCAAAAUCUUAUUAUUACUUAUAUCACCUUUUCUAGAAAUAAACAAAUACAAGUACUUUUUUUAUCACCUAACUUGCUGCUAUUGCUGGUACAACUGUUCAUGACAUUGCAUGUUUACUCCCCCUUUAGCACAGUGAAUCAUAUUUUAUUAUCAUUGUGUUUCCUGUUUCCUUCUGUAUAGAAAGUCACAGAACUUUUCUUCUCGUUUUGUUUUUUAUUUUAUUUUAUAAAUUAAGUUCUUGAUCAUGUUGUCCUAGAAUUUCAACUGCAGGGAUGUUUUGGAGUUGAAGGAGGUUGUUCAAAUUAAAGAUGAGGGUAGAGGCUUAUAUUCUGCAUUUUGAUGCAUUCUAACCAUGUUUAAAUACCGAAAUAGCUUACUUAGAAAAAGAAAAUCCUAAAUGCACCCUGUUUUCUAUUCAACCUUUUGAUAUAUGGAUUCAUUUACCCCACUACUAUGUUUAUCUGCUGACCCUCUUUUUUUCUUAAUGCUUUGUACCUUAUUUGCCAACUACAAGUCAAGCUAGAAGAUAUGUAGCCCCAAGACCACCAUUGUGGCAAUUGGUGAUUUAGAUUUGAGAGGGAAGAUUAGAACAUCAAGGUCUAUCCCCUAGUUGAUUCCUCAGCUGAAUUGAGAUUUGAGAGUAAAGAUUAGCCUCUUCUUGUCGUUGCAUUGUCAUAUGUUGUUGCUUUGUUGUAUGUUGCCAUAUGUUGGUUGUUAUGUACUGCAGCUGGUUUAUGAGAUUGUAAAAAUGAAGCCGGAGCUAAGCCUCUCUCUCAAAAGCAGGUUUCAUCUGAAAAGCAGUGGGUUCUUGCAACAAGUAUCUCUGAAGUUGAGGAUUGUUGUCAGUGUGCUCCAGGGAAGAUUCAUCAGUAGUUGGUGGUAAAAGUUGUGGCUUAUCCCCCCAGCAAUCUGACAACCUUGCAGAUGGAAGCCUGCAUCACUGGAGUAAAAAAAUAUUUUCAAGAAGAUAGAUGCCUAGCAAUCAAUAUAAAAACAGGGUGGGAUUUGCUGGUGUUGAGAAGGAAUUGAAGUGGCUGAAAUCUGCCUUCUCUUCUUCCAAGAAUGAAAAUCGGCAUAUACAGGGAAAAUUGGAUGAGGUUUAGAUGGACUUGAACCAGGAAAGGUAUCAUCUGAAAAACAGUGGGUUCAUGCUACAGAAGUAUCUCUGAAGUUGAGGAUUGCUGUCAGUGAGCACCGGGGAAGAUUCAUCAGUAGUUGGUAGUAAAAGUUACCGCUUAUCCCCCCAGCAAUCUGACAACCUAGCAGAUGGAAGCCUGCAUCGCUGGAGCAAUAAAAUAUUUUCAAGAAGAUAGACACCUAGCAAUCAAUCUAGAAACAGGGUGGGAUUUGCUGGUGCUGAGAAGGAAUUGAAGUGGCGGAAAUCUGCCAUCUCUUCCUCCAAGAAUGAAAAUCAACAUAUACAGGGAAAAUUGGAUGAGGUUUAGAUGGACUUGAAAGAGGAAAUGUGCUUGUCGUACUUUUUACCUUUCAGACUCAUGUUUUUGAAGUCUUUGCUCCCUUCCCUGAGGACCUUGCUCAUAGAUCCCUUAUUCAAAUGGAUUUUUUUGUUUUUGUUUUUAGGUGCCAUGUUGGAUUGCAGUUGUCUUGAUAUGAUAUGAUAAAUGCCUUGAUCGGUGGCUGCCCCUGGAGGGUUAUAUGUACUGACUAGGUCCUUGCCCAAGCAUGGCAUGUGAUUUGAAAUGGUCAUUACAUAUGCUUGUGAAGAAUGAGUAGGAUUCUUUCCUUUUCAGUGAGUUUACUAGUUUUGAAUUUCACUUAAUUUUUCCUCUAGAAAUGUAGAAGUGAGAGGAACAAGCUUGGUGAAGAGCACUGAAGGAGUUAAACAGUGAAGUUGCUGAAAAGAGUUCUGAAACUGGAAAGGCUGCGAUACAGAAACUCCGGGAUGAAAUCAAGGACUGCAAGGCUAUUUUCAGCUCUGGCGCAUGUUUUAAUCAGCUCAAGAAGAUCUAGGAGAAAACUAGUCAAUCUAAAAAUGAAGAAGGAUUCAGAGUUCAGGGUCCAUACUUUUUUCCCGGGGGAAGGAAGUAAAAGUUUGUCAGAAUUGGAGGAAUCCAUCAAGGAAACUAAGAUUCUAGAGGCUAACCGUUUGUGCGAGCUUCAAGAGGCACAGGAGAAAAAUCUAAUCCUUUCAAGACAAUUGCAAAAUCUUCAGGAUAACGUGAAGGAUGAGAAGAAUGUUUUUUCCUCCCAUUUGUAUACUUCCUUGAAUGACCAAUUCCAAUAUUGGAAUACUAAAGUAGAAUGGUAUAAAGGAAUCGUGGACUCCCUGCAGGCUGGCAGGUCUUCUGUACUCAGAAGGGAGAAGGAAUUAAGUAGAGAGGCAGAAUUGCUGCAUGCUGCUCGGAAUGAUAUUAUCACUUCUGAGUUUAAAGUUGAAGAACUAAGGACUCAAUUGCAUAACUGCAUUAUACAGAAAAAUGCGCUAGAGAUUAAAAUGCAAGAAGCUUUGCAAGAUUCUGGUAGAAAAGACCUUGAAGCUGAAUUUCAUGUGAUGGCUUCAGCAUUGUCUAAGGAACUGGGAAUGAUGGAAGCUCAGCUGAAGAUUUGGCAGGAAAAAGCUCUUGAAGCCAUUUUUUUAAGAGAAAAAGUCCAAUCAAUGAAAGUUUUAUUGCAUAACAUGAUUGCUGAAGAGAAGAGCUUGACAGAUACGUGCGCCCAACAGGAUGCAAAGAUUAAAUCCCUAAAAGCACAUAUAGAGAAGUUGCAAAAGGAAAAACUUGAAUCAGAAUUCCAAAUUGACAUGCUGGGGCAGCAGAUAUAUGACAACAGAGAAAUAAUGGACAUCAAAGAAUCAGAACAGAGAGCUCGCUCACAUGCUAGACAUUUGAGAAGUGCUCAGAAUGAACAUCCUUUGGAAUUGAGACUAAAAUUUGCCAAGGAAGCUGAAGCUAUUUGCCAAAGAAGGCUUUCUGCUGCUGAAGCUGAAAUAGCUGAUCUAAGGGCUGAGUUGACUGCUUCUGACAGAGAUGUUUUAGAGUUGAAGGAGGCUAUUAAAAUUAAAGAUGAGGAGAGAGAGGCUUAUGUUUCUAUACUCGAGACUAAGGGUGAAGCAUAUGAAGAUAUGGUGGCACAAACCCAACGUUUGAGGCAGCUAGCGAGUGAAAGGGAAGCUUAUAACGUGAAGUUAAUUGAUGAGAUUGUGAAAUUAAAGAAGGAGCAUAGCCAUUUACUCCCUGAAAUCCAGGGAUCAUCUUUGAAGUUGAGGACUACUGCCAUUGAACACCAGGUGGGAGCUUGCAUCAACGAAGAACUAAAAUCUACUAAAGAAGGUAGACUCCUUGGAGUUAAUCUGGAAACUGCAGUGAGAGAAUUGGAGGAUGCUAAGAACGAAACGGACUGGCUGAAAUCUGCAAUCUCUUCUUCUGAAAAGGAAUAUGAAGAAAUACAAAGAAAAAUAGACGAAGUCAAAAUGGAGUUGGAAAAGGAAAGAAGUGAAAGGAAAAAUCUUGAUGAAGAGCUGAAGGAGGUAAACAAUGAAGUUGUUGAAAUGAGUCCCCAAGUUAGAGAGAUACAGAAACUCCACAAUCAAAUCAAGGACUGCAAGGCUAUGGUCAUGUGUGGUGCAUGUCUUACUCGGCCAAAGGAGGUUGUGAUUAUGAAGUGCCAUCAUCUAUUUUGUAGUCCAUGCAUUCAAGGUCUUCUAGAGACAUGGGGUUGCAAGUGCCCUAAUUGUGGAAUUGUGUUUGAGCCAAAUGAUGUUCGGCUUAUAAAGAUGUAACUGUGCAUUUCCGGGCAAUUGGUUUUGGGCAUUAUUAUCAAGGUCUUCUUGAAGCCUAGGAUUUAUUUGAUAUUUUUAUGGAUUGUGAUAUAUUGAAUCUUGGAGGAACAAAAGAGAAUUGAUGUAUUUUCCCUUUGGUUUGUUUUCUCAAGUUAUAAGUGCUAGGCAUAUUAACAUUGUAACUUUGC